Paramecium tetraurelia is the source of this 903-nucleotide messenger RNA. RefSeq lists its product as uncharacterized. NCBI's taxonomy places the organism in Eukaryota, Ciliophora, Oligohymenophorea, Peniculida, Parameciidae. Gene Ontology annotation, cellular component: nucleus; cytoplasm. Gene Ontology annotation, biological process: signal transduction; peptidyl-serine phosphorylation; endocytosis. The record is from RefSeq and is a predicted model, not a curated record. The transcript has 6 exons. Gene Ontology annotation, molecular function: protein serine/threonine kinase activity; ATP binding.
AUGGAGUUGACUUUUGCAUAAAAGUAUAGAUUUACUCUGGAUAAGAAAAUAGGAAUUGGAGCAUUCGGCUAAAUCUAUUUGGGAAACAAUAUCAAAACUGGUGAAGAAAUAGCAAUCAAACUAGAAAACGUGACCAAUAACCAUUCUUAAUUGUUACAUGAAGCCAAAAUUUAUAGAAUCUUAUUGCUUGAUGGUCCAGUACCUGGAAUUCCAAAUUUACAUUGGUUUGGAUAGGAAGGAGAUUUUAAUGUGUUAGUCAUGGAUAUACUUGGACCAAGUUUGGAAGACUUGUUCAAUUACAAUGGAAGAAAAUUCUCACUUAAAUCUGUUUUAAUGUUAGCUGAUCAAUUACUAACAAGAAUUUCCUACUUGCAUAACAAAGACUUUAUUCAUAGAGAUAUCAAACCUGAGAAUUUCUUAAUUGGCCUCAACAAAAAGGCAGACAACAUUUAUAUGAUUGACUUUGGUUUGGCUAAAAGAUAUAGAUAUCAAAGGACAGAAACACAUAUCUAAUAUGGCGAAAAUAAUCAAUUGGUAGGCACAUGUAGGUUUUCUAGCAUCAAUGCUCAUUUGGGAAUUGAGCAAAGCAGAAGAGAUGAUUUGGAGUCUAUAGGCUAUAUGCUCAUUUAUUUUUUAAGAGGAUCUCUACCCUGGUCAGGAAUCAAGACAGAAACCAAGAAAGCAAAGUAUGAAAAGGUUGGUGAAUGCAAGAUUGCUACUCCAAUAGAUAAAUUAUGCGAAGGAUUCCCUGAGGAGUUUGUUAAAUACUUUAAUUACAUUAAGAGUUUAAAAUUCGAAGAAAUACCUGAUUAUGUUUGGAUUAAGAGAUUAUUCAAAGAUCUAUUUAUUAAAUAGGAAUACACAUGGGAUAAUGUGUUCGAUUGGGCCUAAGAGUCUAAAUGA